Molecule: messenger RNA, 1736 nt
Organism: Melozone crissalis (California towhee)
Lineage: Eukaryota; Metazoa; Chordata; Aves; Passeriformes; Passerellidae
Gene: KCTD17
Product: potassium channel tetramerization domain containing 17
Exons: 8
Coding region: 1-966 (321 amino acids)
Biological process (GO): protein homooligomerization; proteasome-mediated ubiquitin-dependent protein catabolic process
Cellular component (GO): cytoplasm; Cul3-RING ubiquitin ligase complex
Molecular function (GO): cullin family protein binding
Source: RefSeq, a predicted model, not a curated record
AUGAGGAUGGAGGGCAGGGAGGAGAUGCAGGGCGCCGUGGGGCUACGCUGCACCUGGGACAUUCCGCCACCCGCUGGCACCCAGGCCAAGUGGGUGAGGCUCAAUGUGGGGGGCACCGUGUUCCUCACCACCAGGCAGACCCUGUGUCGGGAGCAGAAAUCUUUCCUGUGUCGCUUGUGCCAGGGCGAGGAGCUGCAGUCGGACCGGGAUGAAACUGGUGCAUACCUAAUAGAUCGGGACCCCACUUACUUUGGACCGAUUCUGAAUUUCCUCCGCCAUGGGAAGCUGGUCCUGGAUAAAGAUAUGGCUGAAGAGGGGAUCCUUGAAGAAGCUGAGUUCUAUAACAUUGGUCCUUUGAUCCGAAUAAUCAAGGAUCGAAUGGAGGAGAAGGACUACACAGUAACACAGGUGCCUCCUAAGCAUGUCUACCGUGUGCUGCAGUGCCAGGAAGAGGAGCUCACUCAGAUGGUUUCCACUAUGUCAGAUGGAUGGCGCUUUGAGCAGCUUGUGAACAUUGGCUCAUCCUAUAAUUAUGGGAAUGAGGAUCAGACAGAAUUCCUGUGCGUGGUCUCCAAGGAGUUGUACAACUCCCCCAAUGGCCUGAGCUCUGAGCCCAGCCACAAAGCCAAGAACACAGAGGAGGACCUGGAGGAGGAAGAGCAGGAGGUGGAGGAGGAGGCAGAGGCAGAAGCAGAAGCAGAGGAGAAAGACCGUCCAUCUAUUUGGGAUUGUGCUAAACUCUCUUCCUGCGGACCCUCCCUCCUGCUCCCUUCCGUGUCCAUCCCAGCACUGCCAUCUACCUCCCACAUUGUCCCACUCGCCAGCCUCCAGCAUCCUUCCCUCUGCUCUCCUUGUCCCUCAGGGCUCAGAGUGGUCUCUGCCCAGGGCCCUGUCUCUCUCUGCUCCUCACUUUUCCUCCUCUGCAGGUAUGUUACCUGUCUGCACUCCCAGCUCCUGCCAGCCUGAGCUCUGCAUGAGUGACUCACUUCCCUCUUGUGGCUGUUACAAGCCAGAGAUCUGAGGAUGUGAUCUGAACACUCCACUCCAGCCUUUUCAUUUCUUGUUUAUAUCUUUAUUUUUGUACUGCAGUGUAUGGCAGCACUUUCUCCCACAGUGACGCCCCCAGCCCCCUUCACUCUUCACAUGCAGCCAUUUUUUUUUUACAAACUCACCUCGGAGGCCUGAGCUUCCAGUCCUGGAGGAGGGCAGAUGCUGCAUGGAGCCCCUGAGCUGCUGUAGGAGCGGGAGCCCACAGCCCCCUCCUAUGCCUGGCAGUCUGGCUUUCCUUAAUGUCACAGUGGCCCCUGCUGGGGACAUCAGCGAUCAGCCACUGCAGCCUGCGGUCCCUUCCUGAGCACCCUGGAUGCAAAUGUGGACCGAGGUGGUGGCAGCUGUCUAAGGACCAGCCCUUGCCCUUUCACUGUUGCAGGCAACUGGUGUGGGCUUGUGGCCUGGGGACAAAUGCAGAGCCACCGUCCUUUUCUGGGCCACCUGAAUGGCUCGGAGGUGUCCCUGUGCUGGGUAUCACGUUCCUUGGUGCCUCCCCCCCUGUCCCCCAAAGCAGCUCUGUGCCAGCAGUGUGAGAAGGAGAAUGGUGUGCUGCCUGGGUACCAUGAACAUGCUGGUACCUCAUGUUGUGUCAGCCAGCACCAAGCAGAUCCCAGUUUUGGGGAGCAGGGUGCUUGCUUCACUGCUGUGUCUGAAGACUCCUGAAUAAAAUUCACAGUCUGUUCCUC